AUGGUGGUAAUUCUACUGGUGAAUGUAUUGAUGAUGUUGGAUAGCAGUGAUAACAUUACAUUCUUCAAUGGGGUCUUUGCAAGUGUGGAGAGCGUUGCACUGUUUUUUGACUGCUUGGGCUCUCACUUCACCUGGCUCCAGUCCAUCUUCACCAACUUCCCUGCGUUGCUGAACUUUGUGAGCAAAAUGAGAUGUGUGACUGGCAUUUGCCCGAGGGAUUUUGAAGACUACGGCUGCGCCUGCCGCUUUGAGAUGGAGGGCCACCCUGCGGAUGAAGCCGACGGGGAAGUGGGUGAUUUCAAGAUAGCUGGAGAAGAAGGUCUCUUUCCCACAAUGGCUCCAGAAGAGACACCCGAUCUUGAGGAAUCCUUUGGAGAAGUUUGUGACCGUUUUACUUUCCUGCAACUGAGAGAAAAUGGAAUAGUGAAGAGAGUCCUACCCCAACUGGGGGAAAUGCUCUAUUGCUUAACUGACCGAUGCCCGGAAGAGUUUGAAUUGUACGGCUGCUACUGUGGCCAGGAGGGAAGAGGCCACCCAAGUGAUGAACUGGACAGGUGCUGUUUCUCCCAUCACUGCUGCUUGGAGCAAGUUAAAAAACUGGGCUGCCAUCCGGAAAGAAAUUCAAGGUCUGAAGUGGUGUGUUUUGAUCAUGCACCAAAGUGUAUUGGAUGGACAAUGUGUGAAAAGCUCCUCUGCUCCUGUGAUAAGGCUGCAGCAGAGUGCAUGGCGGCGGCAGCAUUCAACGAAAGCCUGAGCUCUCCUCACAGACAAGCUUGCCAUGGGGACAAAAUGGCUUGCCGCAGCGGAGGGCAGGGAAGGCCCCCGAGUGGCACCGGGAUUGGUGGCACAGCUUCCAGCGAGGAAGAGAGCAGCAGCGAGGAGGCAGGCACUGCAAAGGUCAUUUCUAGAAGGAGAAGGAGAGGCGUGCACGCCACGCAAGGAAAGUCCACACCUACCCCUUGACAAACAAGAUAAAUAGCCUUGUUUGCAGCUUGUUGGUUCUCUGUCUAAGGGUGCGACUAUACUGACAUAAAAUGUGGGAAAUGCAAUGGGAUUGAAACGGCCUGCUUUGUAUUCUUCCCCCCAUCGAUCACAUGACGUAAAAGCCAAUUCAA
This is a messenger RNA of Pogona vitticeps (central bearded dragon), 1115 nucleotides long. Lineage: Eukaryota; Metazoa; Chordata; Lepidosauria; Squamata; Agamidae. The record is from RefSeq and is a predicted model, not a curated record.